CUGACGCAUAAUGCAUAAAAAUGAACUGUCAUGGCGAAGUGUAAUGUUUACGAAAUGCAACUUGGAUUUUCAAAAUAAUUUUGAAAAAACCUUUUAAUUCAAAAGAUGUCACACUCACCAACCAAGAAAGUUCAACAAUUUGGAUCUGAACGGUUUUGUCGGUAUAUUCAUCGAUAUUGCUAUCAACCACGAUUAGAUGGAUUUGAAUAUUGCAUUCGACACAUUUUAGAAGACAAGAAUGCACCUUUUAAGCAGUGCUCAUUUGUUCAUCCUAAUAAUAAGAAAAGAUGCACUAAUGCAGCUCCCAAAAGUGAAAAAAAUGAAAGACGAGACACAGUUUUGUGUCCCUUCCACAUGAAGCAAGCUCUACGUAAAGGAAGAUCGUCUCGAAUAAGGAGGAGAGUUCCUGAUGGCCCAUCAGGUUUAUUGAAAAAGUUAGAACAUUAUUGUACUAAACCAAACCAUGAUAAAUCUUAUGUUAGAAGUACUGUCAAAGAAAAAAGUAGCCGUAUUCCAACAGUUGGACACUUUCCUUUAAGUUUGAGUACACCAGGCAAUUUGGAAGAUGAAGGUGAAUCUUGUGAUAUUCAAAAUACUGGUAUUCGUAGCAUUGAAGAGAAUCCAGAAUGGCUUGCUGGUGUUCCAACUUGUUUAAGGCAUGCUGGUGUUUUUACAUCAAAAGAGUUGCUGAAAUUUACUGUUGAAAAAAUAAAACGUUUGCAGAAGGCUUACUGUAAUGAACUUGAGAGUAUUCAACAUAAGCUCCUACAAAAUCAAAGAGAGGUUGCAUCUCUUUUAAAGAAGCAACCGGAAGGUGAAUCCAGUUUAGAUUUUGACCAAAUGGAUUCUGUGGAAUCGAAACUACUAAAGAGUAUGCUGUCUUAUCGUCAUCUAAGUCAUACAGAAAAACUGUUGCAUUUUAGAGCUGAGCAGAAAAGGGCUGCUCUAGGAUUGGAGGACUUGAAUGUUGCUGACAUUUCAUUUUGCUCAUUUGAAGAAAAUGGAAAUAGUUGCAGCAAAAGAGCUCUUUUACUCACCAAGUUUUGCAGAGAUCAUAUAUUAUCAGAUCCUAACCAGGUAUUGUACAAGCCGUGCAGAUUGGCUUCUAAAGAAAAUUGCAAUAUGCCUGUUCUGCCAUUCGAAGAAUGCUGUGAUAAGCAUAUUCCUAGGACUGAAGAACAAGUUCUCAAAAUGCAAGCUCCAUUGCCAUUACCAGAUUUGGCUUCAACAUUUCCUGUCCAAGAUCCUGACAAUUUCCUUUCUUUAGAAGAAAUGUCUUCGACUGGUUUUGAAGUCACUCCAGAGUAUUAUUUUAAUGCACUUGAUGCUGGAGGAGAAUCAACAGAGUCUGUCAUAUCUGAUGAUCAUGCGGAGCUGUUAGAAAUAGAGCCAAUAACUUUGAAGCCUCCAUUAGAUAUCUUGUGUGAUAGUGGAAAGUCGGAUUCUGAGACCGAGAAGCAAUAAGUCUUUAUUGUACUUUGAAACAUUUUGUAAAUGUUAUGUAAAUGUAUGAUAAUAUUUUCUCACUGUUUAAAAUCAUAUUUUGUAAA
Molecule: messenger RNA, 1550 nt
Organism: Uloborus diversus
Lineage: Eukaryota; Metazoa; Arthropoda; Arachnida; Araneae; Uloboridae
Product: KAT8 regulatory NSL complex subunit 2-like
Exons: 9
Coding region: 106-1464 (452 amino acids)
Cellular component (GO): NSL complex
Source: RefSeq, a predicted model, not a curated record